UGAAUUUACAGUGUUGUCAAUUUUAACUAAACCGUUUCACACGCACAACAUCUGGUACUAGCGAUAAUUAUAUUUGCAAGGUGUAUCUUUCAAUAAGUCAACCGAAGAAAAUUCCAAUAUGAGCGAUACGACAAGACAAGAUCCAAACACAGGUGAUAUUUUAAAUAAAGUUUCGGAUUACUGUGAUCAUCAUGCAGACGAAAAAGUAAUACAAUUUUGCAUUCAACACGAUGUUUUGAUUUGUAAAGAAUGUGCCAGGGAUCACCACAGUGAAUGCGAAUCGAUCAUUUCCAUUAAUUCAGCAAUCAAAGAUGCCAAAUAUGGAAGCGCAUUCACAGACAUUGAAACAAGAAUUGAACAACUGAAUCGAAAAAUAAGAAAUGUUUCAACGAGGCAGACGCAUGACUACAAUUACCUGUCGACUAAGAAAGACAAAAUUAAAAAUAAGAUUUCGACUGUGCGGAAAACGAUAAAUGAUUACCUCGAUAAAAUUGAAAAUGAAACGGAAGACAUUUUAAACGAUAAAAUGAAUGAAUGUAAGGAGAGAAUUGAGCAUGAUAAAGAAAAGAUAAAAGAUAUAGAAAAGCGCCUCAUCAAAAGAUCAGAUGAAAUCAAAUGGCUUAAAGAAAGCGGUACGGACUAUCAAUUCUUAAAAGCAGUGAAAUUUUGGGAUAAAAGCACAAAGAACGACGAGACCGAUAUGCUAGCUUAUAGUCAUAAGGUAAAAUUUAAAUUUAAAUCACAGAUCACAGAAAAAAUAUUGCAUGAUAUACUACCUGAAAUAGGUAAAUUAUCAAUAAAAGUACAAACUUUUAAUUUCGGAAAAGACCAAGUACUGCAAUCGCAGGUUAUUUCAACACCAACCUACAGUUGUAUUACGCAUGAUAAAACUUUCGAAGCAGUCCUGCUCACUGAACGCAUAUUAGUGAAUAGUGGUUGUUUUGUUUCUGCAGAUAUGCUACUGUGCUGUAAUAGUAAUAAGAAAUCACUACAUUAUUUUAAAGAUGAUGGCGUCCAUUUUGGAGUUAUCAAAUUAAAGUAUGAACCGUGUUGUGUAACACUAUACGAUCCUAAUAGAAUUAUUGUUGCAGCCGACAAUCGCGGUUUUCAAAUUAUAUACCUUGACAUUAUGAGUUAUGAACAUGAAAAUGAAUUUAUAAAAACGCCUAGUGGAUUCUGUUGGACUGUAUCUGCCAAUUCUGAAAGAAUUUGUGCAAAUUCGGGAUACACUAAAUUGUUCAUAGUCAACAUUGGUGGAGAAAUUCUGUCUGAAAUUGUCACAACUUUAAAAAUUAAAACUGUCUGUUUAAGUAAUACUGGGACAAUAUAUUGGACAAAUUUCGACAACAACGAAAUACAUACUGUACAACCUGACGGGAAGCAAGAACUAUUCUUUUCCAGUCAUGAAUUAGUGGAUCCAAGAGGUUUAGCUGUUGAUGGCAAAUGUAAUGUUUAUGUUGCCGGAUAUAUGUCGAACAAUAUUUUUAUGAUAUCAAAAGAUAAAAGAAAAGUGAAAGUUAUUUUGAAUUAUAAAGACCAGAUCAAAUCGCCGAUAGAUCUCACAUUUCAUUCAGAAACCAACAGACUGAUGGUGGUGAACGAUCGUUGUAAAUCUGUUAAAAUCUACUUCCUUCCUACGUCCUAGUUAGUUAUAGAAUAAACAAAAAGUGUUAUACGCCAUAUACUUCUUGUGGAAUUUGUCUAGUUUUGCAUCAAACAGUUUUCUUGACAAGUAUAAUAAUAUACACACAUAUCAUUUGGUAAAAUGCAUGUUGCGUAUAAAUAAUUUUAAAUUA
Molecule: messenger RNA, 1796 nt
Organism: Mytilus californianus (California mussel)
Lineage: Eukaryota; Metazoa; Mollusca; Bivalvia; Mytilida; Mytilidae
Exons: 2
Coding region: 119-1645 (508 amino acids)
Molecular function (GO): zinc ion binding
Source: RefSeq, a predicted model, not a curated record